CAAUGUCUGGUGAAGAACAGGAACCAAGGAGCUACUAUGUGGGCGUGGACGUUGGAACUGGCAGUGUUCGUGCUGCUCUUGUGGACCAGAAGGGGCUUCUCAUGGCUUUUGCAGACCAGCCAAUUAAAAAGUGGGAACCUCAGUUCAACCAUCACGAGCAGUCCUCCGAGGACAUUUGGGCUGCGUGCUGUGUUGUCACAAAGAAAGUUGUACAAGGAAUUGACUUAAACCAAAUUCGAGGACUUGGAUUUGAUGCCACGUGUUCUCUAGUUGUUUUGGAUACGCAGUUUCAUCCUUUACCAGUAAACCAUGAAGGGGAUGCCCAUCGAAACAUCAUCAUGUGGUUGGACCACCGAGCUGUGAGUCAGGUCCACAGGAUUAAUGAAACCAAGCACAGUGUCCUUCAGUAUGUCGGGGGUGUGAUGUCUGUGGAGAUGCAGGCUCCAAAGCUUCUGUGGCUUAAAGAGAACUUGAAAGAGACUUGCUGGGAUAAAGCAGGACAUUUCUUUGAUCUCCCAGACUUCUUAUCUUGGAAGGCAACAGGUGUCAUAGCACGAUCUCUGUGCUCGCUGGUAUGCAAAUGGACAUACUCAGCCGAGAGAGGCUGGGAUGACAGCUUUUGGAAGAUGAUUGGUUUGGAAGACUUCGUUGCAGAUAAUUACAGCAAAAUAGGAAACCAAGUCCUGCCUCCUGGAGUUUCUCUUGGAAAUGGGCUCACACCACAAGCAGCAAAAGACCUUGGGCUUCCAGUGGGGAUCGCGGUGGCAUCCUCACUCAUUGAUGCACAUGCUGGAGGACUAGGAGUGAUUGGAGCAGAUGUGAGGGGGCACGGUCUAGCAUGUGAGAGACAGCCCAUGACAUCACGACUGGCUGUCAUCUGUGGAACAUCUUCCUGUCACAUGGGGAUCAGCAAAGAGCCAAUUUUUGUACCAGGCGUCUGGGGUCCUUAUUUCUCAGCUAUGGUCCCUGGGCUGUGGCUGAAUGAAGGUGGCCAGAGUGUUACUGGAAAACUGAUAGACCACAUGGUACAGGGCCAUGCUGCCUUCCCUGAACUGCAAGCCAAGGCUGCUGCCAGAUGCCAGAGUAUAUAUGCAUAUUUGAACAGUCACCUGGAUCUGAUUAAGAAGGCUCAGCCUGUGGGUUUCCUCACUGUUGAUUUACAUGUUUGGCCAGAUUUCCAUGGCAACCGGUCUCCCUUAGCAGAUCUGACACUAAAGGGCAUGGUCACCGGAUUGAAACUGUCCCAGGACCUUGAUAAUCUUGCCAUUCUCUACCUGGCCACAGUUCAAGCCAUUGCUUUUGGAACCCGUCACAUUAUAGAGGCUAUGGAAGCAGCGGGACACUCUAUCAGUACACUUUUCCUGUGUGGGGGCCUGAGCAAGAAUUCCCUUUUUGUGCAAAUGCAUGCAGACAUUACUGGCAUGCCCGUGGUCCUGUCGCAAGAGGUGGAGUCUGUUCUUGUGGGCGCUGCUAUUCUGGGUGCCUGUGCCUCGGGGGAUUUCACUUCUGUACAGGAGGCAAUGGCAAGAAUGAGCAAAAUUGGAAAAGUUGUGUUCCCCAGAUGUGAGGAUAAAAGAUAUUAUGACAAGAAGUAUCAGGUGUUUCUGAAGCUGGUUGAACACCAGAAGGAAUAUGCUGCGAUCAUGAAGGAGAACUGAAUGGGGCCUGUGGGUGCUGAUGCCCAGAGGUUCUGUGUCAUUGCAUUAGGGACCCAUGCCAUUCCAUCCUAUAUACAAGACUCUUUAGGUAUCACAUCAUCUUUUCUGCAUUGUCUUUUAAUAAAGAGAGACAUGUCCAAUCAGAA
Messenger RNA from Chrysochloris asiatica (Cape golden mole), 1804 nucleotides. It is a transcript of the gene FGGY, whose product is annotated as FGGY carbohydrate kinase domain containing. The coding region runs from base 3 to 1658 and encodes 551 amino acids. Gene Ontology annotation, biological process: carbohydrate metabolic process. NCBI's taxonomy places the organism in Eukaryota, Metazoa, Chordata, Mammalia, Afrosoricida, Chrysochloridae. The transcript has 15 exons. The record is from RefSeq and is a predicted model, not a curated record. Gene Ontology annotation, molecular function: phosphotransferase activity, alcohol group as acceptor; kinase activity.